AUGCCGGCUGGAGGUAAAAUGCGGGAGGUUGUUUCCCUUCAUGUUGGACAAGCUGGAGUUCAAAUUGGAAACCCUGAUGGACGAAUGCCUGCGGAUGACACUGUUGGCAUUGAAGACCAUUCAUAUAAUACUUUCUUCUCUGAAACACCUUCAGGUAAACAUGUUCCUCGAGCAAUUUUCAUUGAUUUGGAACCAACUGUUAUUGAUGAGAUAAGAACAGGAACUUAUCGACAGGUUAUUUUCAACAUUUUUAGCCAAACUUUUCAAUUAAAAAAAUUUUUUCAGUUGUUUCAUCCAGAACAACGUAAAGAUUUAUUAAGAGAAUUUACCUUAUGUUUUUUUUGUUUUGCAGUUAUUACUGGCAAAGAAGAUGCUGCAAACAAUUAUGCACGUGGCCAUUAUACCAUUGGAAAGGAGUUAAUUGAUGCAACUAUGGACCGAAUUCGAAGAACAGCUGAACAUUGUAAUUCAUUGCAAGGCUUCCUUAUAUUCCAUUCAUUUGGAGGCGGUACAGGUUCUGGCUUUACCUCAAUGAUGAUGGAACGUUUAUCAGCAGAUUUUGGCAAGAAAUGUAAACUUCAAUUUAGCGUCUACCCAGCACCGCAAAUUUCUACAUCAAUGGUUGAACCAUACAAUUCUGUACUCUCUACACAUACAACAUUGGAACAUUCAGAUUGUUCUUUUCUGGUUGAUAAUGAAGCAAUUUAUGAAAUUUGCCGAAAAAAUUUGGAUAUUCACCGUCCAACCUACACAAAUUUGAAUCGUCUUAUUGCACAAGUUGUUUCUUCUAUUACAGCUUCCCUACGUUUUGAUGGAGCUUUGAAUGUUGACUUGACAGAAUUCCAAACAAAUUUAGUUCCAUAUCCACGAAUCCAUUUCCCUCUAGCUACUUAUUCUCCAAUCAUUUCUGGUAUUUUUAAUGGUUUGGGAAAAUUUUUGUUCCCUUUUUUAGCGGAAAAAGCAUUUCAUGAACAUAUGAAUGUACCUGAAAUAACCAACAAAUGUUUUGAAGCUGGACAUCAAAUGGUUAAAUGUGAUCCUAGAAAUGGAAAAUAUAUGGCAUGUUGUCUACUUUUUCGUGGAGAUGUUGUACCGAAGGAUGUAAAUGCAGCAAUCGCAACAGUCAAAACAAAACGAGCUAUUCAAUUUGUGGAUUGGUGUCCAACAGGUUUUAAAGUUGGAAUUAAUUAUCAACCACCUACGGUUGUGCCGGGUGGUGAUUUGGCUAAAAUGCAACGUGCUGUUUGCAUGCUUUCGAAUACUACAGCAAUUGCAGAGGCCUGGACUCGCCUUGAUCACAAAUUUGAUUUAAUGUAUUCAAAACGUGCAUUUGUUCAUUGGUAUGUUGGUGAAGGAAUGGAAGAAGGUGAAUUUUCUGAAGCACGCGAAGAUAUGGCUGCUUUAGAAAAAGAUUAUGAGGAAGUGGCUUUUGAUACACAUGAAGAAGAAUAUUGA
Messenger RNA from Meloidogyne enterolobii, 1455 nucleotides. NCBI's taxonomy places the organism in Eukaryota, Metazoa, Nematoda, Chromadorea, Rhabditida, Meloidogynidae. The record is from the annotation of a GenBank genome assembly.